GUUCAUCGAUAGCAACGCGAACGCGACGCAGUAGAUUAACACGACCGCCAUCGAACUGCGUCUUCAGUCACCGCGAGCACACUGGCGCGAGAGCAUCUGGAGUUGCUGCUAAACGUCCUCUUUAUUAACGUUUUCGGUGAUUGUUUUCUACUAUUAUCCAGUCUCUCGCUGAUACUUUCUGAUAGUGAACAAGAUCGUUGCGUAUAGCCUACUGCUUGUAGCUGGUAAAUACCUGCUACAAGUGCGAAAUGAUGAAUCUGGAAAUGGAUUGGUGGCCGAUAAUCGCGGCUGUGUUGGCCGUGCUAGCAGUGGUCUACUACCGAGUCACUCGUAACUUCGACUUUUUCAAGAAACGUGGGAUUCCAUACGCUAAACCGAUGCCGUUUUUGAGAAGCAUGUGGGAAGUGGUCUUUCAACGACAGCCGUUUGCCGAGGGCGUAGAAAAAAUGUACAAUUUGGAUCCCGAGUCAAAGUAUAUCGGUUUUUUCGAGUUCGAAACGCCUAUACUUUUGAUUCGAGAUCUCGACCUGAUCAAAUCCAUCACCGUGAAGAAUUUCGACCACUUUACAAACCACAAAAUGAUUUUCGAGCCGGACUUAGAACCACUUUUCUCGAAAAAUCUUUUUUCCCUGUGCGAUGAAAGGUGGAGAGAAGUACGGAACAUGUUGACACCGGCCUUCACGUCCAGCAAAUUGAAGUCCAUGUUCGUAUUGAUGCACGAAUGUGCCAAAGAGUACGGCGACUAUUUCGCUUCUUUGCCCACCGACCAGUCGAUCUUGGAGUUGAAAGACGCGUUCACAAAGUAUACCAAUGACGUGAUCGCUACUUGCGCGUUCGGCAUUGACGUCAACUCGAUGAAGGAUCCGAAAAACACGUUCUACGUGUACGGCAGAGAGUCAACCAGCUUUGGAAGAUUGCAAUCCUUCAGGUUUCUCGCGGUGAGAAUGUUUCCAUGGUUAUGUCGAUUGCUCGGUAUUAAGGUAUUCAAUCAGAAGAUCGUCGACUUCUUCAAGGAAUUGGUAGCCAGCGCGAUAAAAGUCCGAGACGAGACCGGUAUCGUUCGUCCAGACAUGAUUCAGCUGAUGAUGGAGACCAGAGGGCCAGGCAAAGAGUUAACCAUCGACGACAUGACCUCGCACGUGUUAAUCUUCUUCUUCGGUGGAUUCGAGAGCACCUCAAUUCUCAUAUGUUUCGCCGCUUACGAGAUCGGCAUCAACGUACAGGUACAGAAAAGAUUGCAAGACGAGAUCGACCAGGUUUUGGAGGAUUGCAAUGGCCAGGUCACGUACGAGGCCAUCAACGACAUGAAGUACCUGGAUGCUGUCAUUCUCGAGAGUCUUCGGAUGUACCCGCCGACGGUCGUUAGCGACAGAGCCUGCGUGAAAUCGUUCGAAUUGCCGCCAUGCGUGCCGGGAGCAGAGCCGUACAUGGUGCAACGAGACGACAUCGUGUGGUUACCGAUUUAUGGCAUUCAACACGAUCCGCAGUACUACCCGGAGCCGAAGAAAUUCAAUCCCGACAGAUUCUACGACGAUCCGAAACAGAUGUCCAACUCUCCCUCGUUCCUCUCGUUUGGAAUGGGCCCCAGAAUGUGCAUCGGCAACAGGUUCGCUCUAUUAGAAGCGAAAGUUUUGCUCUUCUACGUUUUGGCCAAGUGCGACCUCGCACCAUGCGCCAAAUCUUCCAUACCGUUGAAACUGAACGAGAAAGGAUUCGCCAUGACGUCGGAGAACGGAUUUUGGCUGAAAAUCCAGCCGAGAAAUGCAAAGAGAGCGGAGCCCGACAAUAUUGUCAUCCCAGGGAAAACCAUGUUCAUUGAGAAUAUACCCGACAGACAUCUCGACGAUUAAGUUACGUACAUUUGCAGUGUCCGUUACUGUAGCUUCUUCGUCUGUUUCGAGAUACGUCUCUUCGUGGCAACAAGCGUGGAAAACGAGUCUAUGAUCGAUUUGUUUUCAAUCAUUUUACAAUUAGUUGUAAUAUGCUGUUAUAGACUGUGAUAUAUGUAAAAGUUGCAAUAUACAUAUAAAUUGGAAACGAGCUCACAAAAUGUACUUAAAAUUACGUGUAUAUAUACACAGAUGGUGUCUUCUGCUGGGAACUUGUUGGACAUUUAUUCAGUUUCUACUAUUUAGUUAAAAUUCACAAGUUACGAACGAUUAUACGCGCAUUGAUGUUUUCAAGGACAAGAUGGAAUUUAUCUUUCUUUCUCUUUUUUUAUUGACCUUUGUAUGUUCCGUCAAGAAAUUUAUUAAUUUUCACAAACAACGAUUGUAAAAUGUUAAUUUUCACAACUUCAAAUGAUAUUGUCGAAGAAUUUUGUCGAUUCCUACGAUUUGAUCUUGCAGAAUAUACAGAAAAUAGCCGUGAAUUUUCUAGUCAACAAAAAAAAUAUUUUUGUAUUAUAAAAUUAGAUAAUAAUCUUCCGUAGAUUUUUUUUACACGUUUUUACAAAGAUUUAAUAUAUUCUUUGUUACGAGAAAUAUGUGUAUCUGUUAGGUGUUGAUUUGUUACAACUAAAUAAAAUGACUGUUC
Molecule: messenger RNA, 2535 nt
Organism: Frieseomelitta varia
Lineage: Eukaryota; Metazoa; Arthropoda; Insecta; Hymenoptera; Apidae
Product: cytochrome P450 9e2-like
Exons: 2
Coding region: 249-1850 (533 amino acids)
Molecular function (GO): oxidoreductase activity, acting on paired donors, with incorporation or reduction of molecular oxygen, reduced flavin or flavoprotein as one donor, and incorporation of one atom of oxygen; heme binding; iron ion binding
Source: RefSeq, a predicted model, not a curated record